AACAUGGCCAGCAGUGAUUCUGACGAUGAUGUGCCUACGGAGUUUGAAGAAGCUCUGUAUCGGAUUACGGCAAGGGAAAUGAUGGGACUGACGGCUAUUCUAGCAGACAUUGAAGAACUCAAGGGCCAAAUGAUAAAAGUCAGAGCAGACAGCAUUUAUGCUGAAAAAGAGAUACAAGCUGUUCACAAUGAUGCUAAUACAAAAGAACAGCUGCUGACAGGCAAGGAAGAAAGGACCAGGGUCACAGUGGAAACCGAUGAGCUCCACAGUGCACUCGUGAACCACAGAAUAGUUCGUGAUCUAUACCAAAAGAGUGUAUUUAACACCCAGAUACAACAGGCUGUACAUGCUAGUGUGAAAAAGAUAGAUACUGAUGAGUUGGUUGAAAAUUUUCCUGAGAAAGGACAGAUGUUGGCACACUACAGUUCCAAUUUAAACACCAGCAAAGAUAUAGCUAAAAUUAUGGAUGAAAAUGACAAACUGGAGGAGGAAAUCUUGGAACAACGGUUAAAAUACCGCCAGCUUUUGAAAGGCAUCAAAGAAAAAUGGGAAACGCUAGAUGAGAACAAGUCUAAAGCUGAUGCAGAUGUGCCAAGUCACUAUGAUGAAUUGCAGAAAAAAAUACAGGAGAGAACAUCAAAGAUGAAUAUCCUUGACACAAUGAUCCCAAGGUUUUGUUGA
Penaeus monodon (black tiger shrimp) is the source of this 681-nucleotide messenger RNA. RefSeq lists its product as uncharacterized. The record is from RefSeq and is a predicted model, not a curated record. NCBI's taxonomy places the organism in Eukaryota, Metazoa, Arthropoda, Malacostraca, Decapoda, Penaeidae. The transcript is spliced from 5 exons. Bases 4 to 681 code for a protein of 225 amino acids.